CACUCUUCUUUGGGGCGUGGCUUCAAAAAGCUGUAUCUUCCCAUAAUCUUUUGCCUUCGUUGCUUGCCACUUUCCAAUCCACCAUCAACCGCCUGCUCCACUAUCUCUCAACCAUGGGCAACCUCUUCUCGUUCUCACUCGAAGCGCUCUACGGCAGCUUGGCCUCGUACUUCGGCAACCGCGAGAGCCGCAUCAUGAUCAUCGGUUUGGAUUGCGCUGGCAAGACCACGCUGCUCUACAAGAUCAAACUGGGGGAAAUGGUGGUUACUAUCCCCACUAUUGGCUUCAACGUCGAGACAUUCGAAUACAAGAACAUCAAGUUCACGGCCUGGGACAUCGGAGGUCAGGAGAAGAUCCGCUGUCUGUGGAAACACUACCUAUGCAACAACGACGCCGUCAUCUUCGUCGUGGAUGCGGCCGACAUCGAGCGCAUUGACGAGGCCAAACAGGCGCUGCAUCUGAUCUUUGAGGCGGAAGAACUUGCUGAUACCAAGCUGCUCGUGUACGCCAACAAGCAGGACCACCCCGAUGCCCUGUCGGCGGAGGAGCUCCGAGAGAGAAUGGAGCUGUCGGAAGCGACCAGGAACCCUACUCACGUGCAGGCAUGUAUUGCAACCACCGGGGAGGGGAUAUACGAAGGUCUCGACUGGCUGAGUAAGGCGGUCACGGGUGAGUUAUCCUCGUAGAUGACCGAUUUGAGCUGGUUUGGGUUCUUCCGAACGCAGGAGUAUCGUUUCCACCUUAAUUGUACUUCGACGCAGUAAAAAAAACUCACACGUAUGCAAUACAUUAGCGCUUGAAUCUUUAUCGUGCUUUAUUCUGACAAAGACAAUAAUGUGGAUUCUUCUA
Phytophthora nicotianae INRA-310 is the source of this 849-nucleotide messenger RNA. RefSeq lists its product as hypothetical. The transcript has a single exon. Gene Ontology annotation, cellular component: cytoplasm. The record is from RefSeq and is a predicted model, not a curated record. Gene Ontology annotation, molecular function: GTPase activity; GTP binding. Gene Ontology annotation, biological process: intracellular protein transport; vesicle-mediated transport. The coding region runs from base 114 to 686 and encodes 190 amino acids. NCBI's taxonomy places the organism in Eukaryota, Oomycota, Peronosporomycetes, Peronosporales, Peronosporaceae.